Molecule: messenger RNA, 956 nt
Organism: Rhinopithecus roxellana (golden snub-nosed monkey)
Lineage: Eukaryota; Metazoa; Chordata; Mammalia; Primates; Cercopithecidae
Gene: B2M
Product: beta-2-microglobulin
Exons: 4
Coding region: 86-445 (119 amino acids)
Biological process (GO): peptide antigen assembly with MHC class II protein complex; positive regulation of T cell activation; antigen processing and presentation of exogenous peptide antigen via MHC class II
Cellular component (GO): MHC class I protein complex; MHC class II protein complex
Molecular function (GO): MHC class II protein complex binding
Source: RefSeq, a predicted model, not a curated record
CCCUGAUUGGCUGUGCCGGCGUGGAAUAUAAGUGGAAGCGUCGCGCCCGGCGGGCAUUCCAGCGGCGGACAGCACUCGGGCCGAGAUGUCGCUCUCAGUGGCCUUAGCCGCGCUCGCGCUACUCUCUCUUUCUGGCCUGGAGGCUAUCCAGCGUACUCCAAAGAUUCAGGUUUACUCACGCCAUCCACCAGAGAAUGGAAAGCCAAAUUUCCUGAAUUGCUAUGUGUCUGGGUUUCAUCCAUCUGAUAUUGAAGUUGACUUACUGAAGAAUGGAGAGAAAAUGGGAAAAGUGGAGCAUUCAGACUUGUCUUUCAGCAAAGACUGGUCUUUCUAUCUCUUGUACUACACUGAAUUUACCCCCAAUGAAAAAGAUGAGUAUGCCUGCCGUGUGAACCAUGUGACUUUGACAGGGCCCAGGACAGUUAAGUGGGAUCGAGACAUGUAAGCAGCAUCAUGGAGGUUUGAAGAUGCCGCAUUUGGAUUGGAUGAAUUCCAAAUUCUGCUUCCUUGCUUUUUAAUAUUGAUAUGCUUAUACACUUUAUGCAAAAAAUGCAGAGUUAUAAUAAUGUUAACAGGGCGUGACCCUUUUUAUAAUUCUACUUGGAGUGCUAUCUCCACGUUUGAGGUAUCUGGACAGGUAGCUCUAGGAGGGCUGGCAACUUAGAGGUGGGGAGCAGAGAAUUCUCAUAUCCAACAUCAACAUCUUGGUCAGAUCUGAACUCUUCAAUCUCUUGCACUCGAAGCUUGAUAAGAUAGUUAUGCGUGUAUAAGUUUACUUCCAAUUUACAUAUUGUGCUUAGAAUUUGGAGGAAAAUUUUAGAAAUUGAAGGGUUAUUGGAAAUUUGUUAUAAUGAGUAAAGUCAUGAGAUUCAUAUUUACUUCUUAUACAUUUGAUAAAGUUAUGGUUAAUCUGGUUCAUUUUUGUUCCACGAGUCAAAUAAAACUAUGAAAUUUGA